Punica granatum (pomegranate) is the source of this 2143-nucleotide messenger RNA. Lineage: Eukaryota; Viridiplantae; Streptophyta; Magnoliopsida; Myrtales; Lythraceae. The record is from RefSeq and is a predicted model, not a curated record.
CCAACGGCUGUUAAUGGAUUCUUCUCGUUUCUUCUUCGUCUGCUCCAACUGAUCUCUCUGGAAGCAGAGCCCAUCUUGCCAUCCAUUAACCUGCUCAGAGCUCGAUCAUACCCGGCCUCUUCUCGCUUGAAUCAUUUCGCGGCCAACUUCCGAUCAUCUAUCUGUUGACUGAACCAAUCCUUGAUCAUCAUCGAACUGAAAUGGGGAGCUCGGACAGGAACUUGUGGAAGCUGGAGGACCACCCGAAGCUGCCGAAGGGGAAGCCGGUAGCUGUGGUGGUGCUGGACGGAUGGGGGGAGGCCUCGCCCGACCCCUACAACUGCAUCCACGUCGCGGACACCCCAACCAUGGACUCCCUCAAGAAGGGUGCCCCAGAGAAAUGGCGUUUGAUAAAGGCUCAUGGGACCGCAGUAGGGCUUCCAUCGGACGAUGACAUGGGAAACAGCGAGGUCGGUCAUAACGCGCUCGGUGCGGGACGGAUUUAUGCUCAGGGUGCAAAGCUCGUGGACCUCGCCCUUGCUUCCGGGAAGAUUUAUGAAGGAGAAGGUUUUAAGUACAUACAGGAGUGCUUCAAAAAUGGCACGUUGCACCUGAUCGGAUUACUAAGUGACGGCGGUGUCCAUUCUAGGCUCGAUCAGCUGCAAUUGCUGCUCAAAGGAUCAGCCGAGCACGGCGCCAAGAGGAUUCGAAUUCAUUUCCUCACUGAUGGGCGAGACGUUGUGGACGGCUCAAGUGUAGGCUUUGUGGAAACUCUUGAGAACGACCUUAGGCAGUUACGCGAGAAGGGAGUUGACGCACAAAUUGCGUCUGGUGGUGGUCGGAUGUACGUGACCAUGGACCGUUAUGAGAAUGACUGGGAUGUCGUUAAACGGGGAUGGGAUGCACAAGUUCUCGGCGAAGCACCUUACAAGUUCAAGAGCGCCAUCGAAGCGGUGAAGAAGCUCAGGGAGGACCCCAAGGCCAACGACCAAUAUCUGCCUCCCUUUGUGAUUGUUGAUGAAAAUGGCAAACCUGUUGGUCCUAUAGUGGACGGCGAUGCUGUGGUCACUUUUAACUUCCGCGCAGAUCGCAUGGUCAUGCUCGCAAAGGCACUCGAGUAUGAAGAUUUUGACAAGUUUGAUCGAGUACGUUUCCCUAAGAUCCGUUAUGCUGGAAUGCUUCAGUACGAUGGAGAAUUGAAGCUCCCGAGCCAUUUCCUCGUCUCUCCACCUGAGAUACAGAGGACUUCCGGGGAAUAUUUAGUGCAUAACAGUAUAAGAACAUUUGCUUGCAGUGAGACUGUGAAAUUCGGCCACGUCACUUUCUUUUGGAAUGGGAAUCGAUCCGGUUACUUCAACCCUGAACUGGAGGAGUACGUGGAGAUUCCGAGCGACAUUGGUAUUCCAUUCAACGUGCAGCCGAAAAUGAAAGCACUGGAGAUUGCUGAGAAAGCCAGGGAUGCCAUCCUCAGCAGAAAAUAUGAUCAGGUUCGGGUAAACAUACCAAAUGGUGACAUGGUAGGGCACACAGGAGAUGUCAAAGCAACGAUCAUAGGGUGCAAGGCUGCCGAUGAGGCUGUGAAGCAGACAAUCCUUGAUACCGUCGAGCAAGUGGGGGGAAUAUAUGUUGUUACUGCAGAUCAUGGGAAUGCCGAGGACAUGGCCAAGAGGAACAAGUCGGGACAGCCUCUCGUUGGCAAGGAUGGCAACGUUCAGAUACUCACUUCUCACACACUUAGGCCGGUUCCUAUAGCGAUUGGAGGCCCUGGAUUGCUGCCAAGCGUCAGGUUCCGCAAGGACAUACAAGAAGCCGGGCUUGCCAAUGUAGCAGCCACAGUAAUGAACUUUCAUGGCUUUGAAGCUCCCAGUGAUUAUGAGCCAACCCUCAUCGAGGUAGCAGAUAAUUAGAGGAUGUGGAAGCAUUGUAUUCGCGAUAUGAGUCUUACACUCCGAACUAGAUAAUGAUCAUGCAGAACCGUGUUAUUGAAAAAUAAGACACAGAAGGGUCGAUCAUUCGAUUGUCACAUGCCGAGUUUGGGAUGCUGAUAUUUUCAGUACUUGAAAGAUACAUAUGUAGAACUUUGUCUGAUUGUUUCCUGAGGAGAACUCUUCGGCUUAAAGCAUUUGACUAUGAAGUAAUGGAAAUUUUUCUCCCGAUUAAACUC